Messenger RNA from Micropterus salmoides (largemouth bass), 2983 nucleotides. Its product is annotated as protein phosphatase 1 regulatory subunit 1A-like. Gene Ontology annotation, biological process: intracellular signal transduction. The coding region runs from base 328 to 963 and encodes 211 amino acids. The transcript has 7 exons. NCBI's taxonomy places the organism in Eukaryota, Metazoa, Chordata, Actinopteri, Centrarchiformes, Centrarchidae. The record is from RefSeq and is a predicted model, not a curated record. Gene Ontology annotation, molecular function: protein phosphatase inhibitor activity. Gene Ontology annotation, cellular component: cytoplasm.
GAGUGGAAGGAGAGUGAAGCCGGAGCAGAGACACCAGCAGGUGCUGAGGAUAAGAAAAAAAAAACAGGAUAAAAUAGAAAUAAGGUGCAAGAAAAGUAGGUUAUCAGGGAAAAGUCUGUCAAAAGAGAAACAUAAAGAGCAGCUAAUAGACAGAAAAUAUAAUAACAUCAAAUUAGUUUUUCCUAAGCUGGAGCCCACUUAUUAUCUUUCUCAGCCACCCUCACUAAGCCCUUUACUUGUACGGAUUCUCCUUCCACGGAUCAUUGCUUUCUCCUCUUCCUUCUCCUCGUCUUCGUCCUGUCCUCCUCCUUGACAGACAAAGCCACCAUGGAAACCGGGAGCCCCAGGAAGAUACAGUUCACUGUUCCCCUUCUGGACACCCACCUGGACCCAGAGGCAGCUGAACAGAUCAGAAGACGUAGACCCACACCUGCCACUUUAGUGGCAUCAAGUGAUCAAUCAUCCCCUGAAAUAGAUGAAGAUCGUCUCCCAAACCAGUUGUACAAGGCGGCAUUGUUGAAUUCCCCUCGACAACGGCGAAAAGGGCAAAAGGGAACACCUACAAUGAAAGAGCUGCAGUUCCUGGUAGAUCAUCACCUGUACAGGCAGCAGCAGGGAGCUGGGGAUGAGUGCUCCUCAGAGAGCUGCCUGUCGGACCGUCCCAGCCCCGACUCUGUUCCCACUGGGGAGGAGCUCCCACACGACGAUGAGGCCACUGCAGAGGCGUUUGAGAAAUUACGCUGCCAAAUGGAGGAGUUCUCCAGGGAGAGUCUGUUAGAAGCUGGAGGUGGACUCGAGUGCCCCAUCUCCAAGGAGAAAGAGGAUUGUUCCAGCAUUGCCAGUGUAUCAGAUCCCUCAUCACAACAAAACAACGCACAAGCAGACACAAAAGCAGCAGCAUCCAGUGCGAGUCAGCCAGCAGAGGAGAAAACAAAGAAAUGCAGCCUGGAGAAAGAGAAAUAAAGUGAUCCUCUGUACAACAACAACACUGCUCAGUCUACUCAGCCAGCCCAACCCAAUGACAGAAGAUUGUCUACAGAUCCACUUUUUAGAUACAUCAGGGCGUACAGUCUUUUUCUGUCUCAUUCACACAAUCACUUAUCAUAAAUGGCCCCUUUAAUGUUCAAAGGCAACAAAGAUUCUCUCUGUUUUAGACAUGAACAGUUUUAUUAUUAAAAAAUGUGCCAUGACUUCUGCAAUUAUUGUUCCAUCUCAAAGCAAUAUAAAUGUAUUUGUACCUCAUAAACAACUGGGACCGAAACCAUCAGUUUAAUUCUAAUAUUAUCAUUCAGUCCCACUGAGUAAUAUGCUGAAUCUCAAAUUAGUGGACAGCACAUCUUGGUUGGCUGACAGUUAAAAUAAAAUAUAUAUUUUUACACUACUGGAUUGGCCAUCUACAAAGACUGAAGUUAAAUUGCAUGCAACACCUGCAACGAUUUGUCAACUAAUCCAUAGAUCAAAAAUAAAUCUAUUAUUGAUUGAUUGUUAAUAAAGAUAAUCAUUAGUUGCAGCCCUAAUAGCAAAUAUAUCUGCUCUGUAAAUCUCUUGUCCUGUUUGAGAAAAAAUUAUAAACUCAAAGGGAGAAUAUUUCCUUCGUUUCAUGAUAGCGCAUUCUUUGCAUUAAUUUGUCUCUGUAGAUGGAGACCCUGUUCCCAUAUGGCCAAUCAAAGUGCUUCAUUUUAAAUUGCAUUUGCAUUAACUACACAACACAAAAAGCCACAGACUCAGAACAACAACAACCAACAUAAGAUUUCAUGUUAAAGUCUCCUCCUUAUCCUUCUUACAAACAUGAACAUGUCUUGUCCUACACCUUAGCUUGCUGAACGAGCGACCAAACAAACAUUUACAGGAGAAAAGUGCACUGCUAAUGUCAGUUUGCGGCUAGAUAAUUAUCUGCAGCACAUUAAACAGUAUUUAAACAUACUUGCAAAUGUCCACUUGGCCCACUUAGAUGUAGGUGUGGUCUUUACUCUCUACUAUCACUAACAACACACUGUCUGCACUUGACAUGUAGACUACAAUGUAAGUUUGUUUACUUUGUCUCUGGUUCAGUCUAUUAGAUGCUGCGAGUCACCUAGCUGCUAGGUUAUUAUUAAAAAAGCUAAAAACUAAAUGUGAUUUUAGUUGGACUUCAAAGUAACAGUGAGAAAGUAAUUACUGGUAAUAUCCCAAUAAACAACAGUGGUAUCGUGUCUAGUUACAAUAAUUUACUAAUAAUCAGACCAGACGCAGUGGUUGUAAAUCCCUUGUUAAUAUGCAACAAUAACAGAGGGUUGUUUCUGCAGAUGCAUUUACAUAUUUUGAAUUAACAAGGAAAAAAACAUCUCCAGUGAACACUCUCCUGUUCGACAAUGAAGGGAAUCUAAAUCCUGGUCAUAAACACCUUCCUGCUUGACACUGAAUCUUUACUGUAUUUCAUUUUGUAAUGGAGUAAAUUUAAAUCAAAUUGAAUCAAACAAACAUUUUAAAUACUGGACUGAUAUUGUACUUACUGGCAUUCCUUUUUAAUUGUAGUUUUGUAUGAAACAAGGACAUUAUAAAGUCAUCACCACACUCUAAAAUGUUUGUUAUUUCAUCUGUUAUUUGUAUCACUGAAGUGGCAUUAUUAUGUAGAUUACGUGACAAUCCUUCCAUAGCCUUCACAUUAUACUUGACAUGCCUGAAUGAAAUCAAACAAACUGAAGCAGAAAACUAAAGCCACCCUAGUAUUGAUGUCACUUUAGCAGAUUAAUCAGCCACAGUAUGAGCAGUUUAUUUCCCAGCUGCCAAAAAUGACCACUAUGUCCACAAUGAAUAAGAAGAACAGUUAAACAUUCCUGUGCAAGCUAUUGUUUUUUCCUCUGCAGUGUAUUUAUGGAAAAUGUAGUGUUUGUUUUGUUUUUGAAUGGUAAUAGUGUACUGAGUUUGCUUCCAAUUUUACUUGAAUUGAUUGAUUACUUCUGUAAUCUAAAUUUGUUUGAUACAAUAAAAUGUUUAAAUUGGU